Messenger RNA from Sphaerulina musiva SO2202, 4502 nucleotides. RefSeq lists its product as uncharacterized. Gene Ontology annotation, cellular component: TRAPPII protein complex. The record is from RefSeq and is a predicted model, not a curated record. The transcript is spliced from 2 exons. Bases 40 to 4392 code for a protein of 1450 amino acids. Gene Ontology annotation, biological process: intra-Golgi vesicle-mediated transport; early endosome to Golgi transport. Lineage: Eukaryota; Fungi; Ascomycota; Dothideomycetes; Mycosphaerellales; Mycosphaerellaceae.
CGAUGCGGCAGGUCACGCAACCAUACGGGCGACUCUGUCAUGUCAGCAACGGGAUUGAGCUCCAAGGUUACUGUGGAGUAUCAUGACCCGUCAGGAGUCUUUCCACUCGUGUCGCAGGACAUCGCCUCCAGACUCCCUCUGCGAAACCUCAACUGGCAUUCACCGCCUCGACCUUUGCGCCAGAUCAAGUCGCUGCAUCUCGAGUUCGUGCCAGACCAGCAGACCCAAGCAAGCGCUCGGCCAGUAGUAGCCCACACCGACUCCGAUGGCCCUCAGAGCAGCGUUGACAUUGUGAGGAGUGGCGCUAUUACGAGCAGGGAGAGACGGCAUCAGAUUCCAGGCUUCCGGACGAGUCCAUAUCUGAAGCUCUAUGUGCUGCGAUGUGAUGACAAGGACACCUACAAGGAGACUGAUCGAAAGAAGCUUCGCGAAUGGGUAAAAGAGAUUGCGCAGUCAGAGGGCAAGCUGGACCAUGAUGCUUUCGAAUGGCUCAUUCUCCAUGUGGUUGUUCCUGACACCUUAGCCGCGAGUGAGCCAAGAUGGCGCGAGAGUAGCAAAGAUCCCGACGACCUCAAGGAGCGCAAGGGUAGUAACAAGCUAAUUGGGAAAAGUACGCGAACAGUCUUCGACAGGCUGCGAGCAGAUUUCCACGACUCGGGCAAGUCUUCAGUCGAUCGCAUCGCACAGAUUCGAAUUGUGAAGCAGGACGCCGUUGCGGAUCUACUACCAACGCCAGUGGUCGCUCAGACGUAUGAGGAGACCGCCCAGGAGCGUGAGAAUGCCUGGAACGAUCUGGUCUCGAAGCUCAAAUCGUUGAUCCUUGGACCGUUCGACAGACGCGUGCGCCAGUAUGAAGCUGAUAUCGCCGAACAAGAGGAGCGGAGAUCUUUGCCAGGGUGGAACUUUUGCACAUUCUUCGUCCACAAGGAAGGCUUGGCCAUUGCGCUGGAAAGCGUAGGCCUCGUUGAAGAUGCCCUAGCUAUCUACGACGAGUUGUCGCUAGGCCUUGAAGUGGUACUGCGAGAAAUUGCUACUGGUCAAGCAAGGGGAACGGCGACGACCUUUCCAGACUUCACGGAUGAUGUUCAGACACGAAUUUUUGGUCCUGUCGACACACAACUCAAUGGCGGGUCAGACGAGUCCAAGAAUGAUAAAUACGAUGCUCAACUUCUGUUCAGCAAAGACUACCGAGAAAGAAUCCUCCGAAGCAACAUCACCAUAUUUGACUUCAUGUGCUACAUUUUCUAUAGGCAAAAGGCUCUGGUGUUGCGUCUGGCGAACGCGCGAUCUGCUCGUCUCGAGCACACGAGCAAAGAGGGAGGAGAAGACCUGGUUCUGACCGCCGAAGUGUGCUGGCGCGCCUCGAACUUCAUCCAUGUAGCUGCCAGAGCUCUGAGACAGGAUCAAUCGUCCGGCCAAGUUCCACAGCUAGAAGUGGAAGCGCUGGUCUGUUCCUGGACAUGGGCAAUUGCUGGCCAGGUAUUGGCAGAAACAGCGGCACCUGCGUUGCUCGACCUCACUAAUCAAGGAUUGCAAAAUCUCAAACAGCUCCCUAAUGGUACCUCGAAACGGCCAGCCACGAGUACUGGUAUUGGUGCUAAUAAGCAUCCCCAACGGACAUCAAGUUUACCGGACGCCCAAGCUGCGAUUGACUUAGCACGCCCUGCUACCCGGGGACACACUGCGAGCGGCACAUUUCCUGCAGGCACGAGUGGUGGCGCAGAUUAUUUAUUGCAUGGAGGCCUACCCGGCCAAGCAGACCUGGCCACAUACCGAGCGGAUCUGAUUAUGAUGCGACGGCGGAUGCUGGAGCAAUUGGCGCGUAUACAUGGCUGGUAUGCUGGCUCGGCUUUUGCGAAACAUGCCAGGACAAGCCAGCUGCAAGCCAUCCAAACCGACGGCACCUUGGAAAGCAAUAACAACAUCGAAAGCGUGCCGCGGUCGAGUCUGCUGGAUAAUUGCUUAGGGCCUUCACUCAGGCCAGCGUUGGCCGACGUACGAUCCUUCGAGACGGCCUACGAGAAGCUCACUCAGGCAGCCGCCAACCACUUCAGCACCGCAACGCAACAGAACUUCGCCGAGAGAUUGCUUGGCGACCUAGCCAUGUUGAAAUGUCAGCAAGGUGAUUGGCGGACUGCGGCAACAUAUUUCGAGCGUGUGGCGACUCGAGAAACCUAUGCUGGCUGGAACAGAAUGGAUGCCGAGAGGCUGAGUACCUAUGCGUACUGCCUCAAGAGGCUUGAGAGGAAGCAAGACUUCGUGCGGACCACUCUGGCACUUCUCGCAAAGAUCAGCAGACGUCGACGACUUCAACGGGCUUCGUGCGUCUCGAAUGGCAUAUCACGACCUGACAGUGACGAUUUGGACAGCACUGGACUGUUCAGAGAAGCAGCCGGUGUUGCCGACGGCUUAGAGAGUGAAGAGGUCCAGCCACUAAAAGACUUCUUCAGCGGCGUUGAGCUAGGUCGCAUCAUCUCACACCAUGACCAAACCGACGCUAUACAGCUACCGUUGGGUUUGGAUCAUGUUCUCGAUGAUGACUUGGAGUUUGACCAAGCAAGAGUGCGCCUUGUCAGCAUCCACGACCCCUUACAAGAGGUAUGGCUUGAGAACAACGCUCGAGUCAUCUUGAAGCCUGGUGCAAACAUGAUCGCGCUAGAAGCAAAGACAACUGCUUAUGGGCCAUACCUUGUGGAUACAGUCAUGCUGAAGGCUGGACGACUUUGUUUUGUGGAGCAUCUACGAGAGCCGCCGGAACCGACGCCGCUAGGAAUCACACUUAUUGAGCCUACUACGACAAUCAGAGACUCAUCCAAGUCGCCCGCUUUUGUUUUCCUCUAUCCACGAGCAGAGGCAUUCAAGGCAUCCAUCCGUCGAGCUCGAUUUACACAUAUCGACAAACCACGUCGCCUAGAAGUGAUCGUCAACUCGGGUCAGAAUGAAGUGAGCAGCAUCAACGUCAGAAUCAAGCCCAAAACAGCUGGUCUACGCCUCCACUUAGGUGAUGCAGCCCUAGAAAACAUAUCCUUUGACCCAACAGCAAUCGCUACGCCAGGACAAUUAGCUCUGGAAGGACUCGCGCCAGGUGCUGAAGCCAAAGUCGUCAUCCCAUAUACGACGGAGCAACCCAGUAGAGAAAUCACAUUCCAGCUCGAACUCAAGUACACGACUCUGGAAGGGACCUUGACCUGUCAGCUGCCUGGAAAGAUUGCAAAUGAAUUACCACUGGAUAUCGACGUCAAUGACAUAUUUCAACUUGACAAUCUCUACUCAAGCUUCACAGUGCGCACUACAACCGGGGUACCUUUUGCCAUUCUCAGCGCUGAACUUCGAAGUUCUCCCACUUUUGCGGUCGAGGCACCGCCAUCCCUGCCACUGCCACUGACGGUCUUUGACGCGCAGCCCGCGCAGUUACUCUAUACAAUCACACGAAGACGACAAUCGGAUCAUAACAGUGUCAAACGCGAUGCUGCCCUUACACUCAGCGUUGAUUACGAGCCAAUGGACGAGGCGCUCCUGUCAUGCCUUGAGCACGAAAUUGUAUCCGACCUGCAGAACAGCAGCUUUGCCAAGUAUGCUCGCCUCCUUGUACCACUGCUACUUGAGCGUACUCGGCAGCGCAUCGAACAUGCUGAUCUUGAGCUCGCGGCGUUGCUCCAAGAGAGCAGAGUGCCAGACUUCGAUGCUGUCGGAUGGGGCGAACUUCUUGCGACACUAGCGCCAGAAGUGAGAGAACCGCUAGGGACUUGGCUCCAUGAAUGGCACGCAAGACAUACGGUACUGUCGCUUGCCAGACGGCGCGGGGCUGAUCCACACUGCAUCGCUAUUUCCGUCGAUGUGCCCAAUGUCGACAUCGUCUUCAGCACUGCGACGGAGCUGCCGGACGCGGAACCACAAGUAAGAGGCCCUCGAGUGCUCACUCUUGGACAGCCCGUUUCAGCUCAUGUCCGUGUCAGGCAUACGUCAGGCUGGAGUGCGAAGAAUGUCUUUCCUAGUGUACCCACGUUUAAGAUUCAUGGCGAGGACGAAGAAACGACGUAUGUAAUCAGUGUCGACAGCGAGAACGAUACGUGGCUGGUCGGAGGACACAAACGUCGCCAUUUUGUGCCGCACGAUGGUACUGACCACACGUUUAGCAUUGUGCUGAUACCGCUUCGUGUCGGCUUACAGCCGCUGCCGGUGGUAGACGUGCGGCAGGAAGAGCUGAAGCUUGAGAGUGAAGAAGCAGAGAAGAAGCCGACUUUGACUACUUUCCAAUCGCACUAUGAAGGUGCAGGAGAGCUGGUUCAUGUCAUCAGAGAUGUCCAGAGUGCCACCGUGCACAUUCCAGAUUCACCACCGCCGGUGAGGCUUUCCAGUAGCAGCAGACCCGGAACAAGUGGGACACCUUGAGACAAUCUCCCCAAGGGCCCAUUCAGUGUAGAAGGUAGGUAAUACGAGUAACUGAGGAUGAUGCACGACAAGAUAUUCGCAGAAUAGACAGAAUGCAUAGCAUGAUACCC